AUGGCAACUCUAGACCCAACCCUCAACUUCUGGGGAGUCCUCUUCGAAUCCAAACAAAUCAUCAAAGCCCACUCUCGCCACUUCCUCGCCCUCACCGUCAUCUUCCUCUUCCCCCUCUCUUUCUCUCUCAUCAUCUACCCAACUUUCCAAACCACUCUCUCUUCCCAACCCAAACACAUCCGAAUCCUCCUCUCCCACCCAACCCAAAUCUCCAAUUACUCUCACCAAACCCUAGCUCUCCCCCUCAUCUUCACCCUCUACGUCUCCAUCUUCUCUCUCUGCGCAAUUGGCACAAUCACCUACAGCACCUACCACGGCUUCUACGGUAGACCCGUCAAACUCGCCUCCGCCAUCAAAUCCCUCUUCUACUCCUUCAUCCCGCUCGCCAUCACAACAAUCUUCUCCCAAAUCGUGGUCUUUAUAAUUUGCGCCUCUUUCGCGGUUUUGGUGCCCCAACUGGCUGAGAUUCUAGGGUUUGAUGUUGAUUACAAUUCGAAUUAUUUUCUGGGUUUUUGUGUUGUGGUUUCAGUGAUUUUGUUAUUGUUGUUAGUUCGUCUGCAAGUGAAUUGGGCAUUGGCGUGUGUGAUUGUGGUGGUGGAAUCGAAAUGGGGGUUCGAGCCGUUGCGGCGGAGCACGUAUUUGAUGAAGGGGAUGAGACCGGUUUCGUUGUAUUUGAUACUGUUUUUUGGGGCUGUGAUUGGGGUUUCUGUGUGGAUUUGCUCGGGGUCUUUCUCGGGCAGUUUCAGUGAUGUAUGGAAAUGCUUGUCUUUUGUUCUUCAGACGGUGUUGGGUUCGAGCAUUGUGGCUAUGUUUUUGCUUCAGAAUUUGGCUUCUAAUACUGUGUUGUAUAUGUACUGUAAGGCUUUGCGUGGUGAACUGGCUGGGGCGAUUGCUGAGGAGUUUGCUGGCGAGUAUGUUACUUUGCCUUUUGAUGAUGCCAAGGUUCCUCAUGUUGUCUUUGUUGCCCAAGCUUAA
Messenger RNA from Camellia sinensis, 975 nucleotides. RefSeq lists its product as uncharacterized. The record is from RefSeq and is a predicted model, not a curated record. Lineage: Eukaryota; Viridiplantae; Streptophyta; Magnoliopsida; Ericales; Theaceae.